UCCAGCGGCCCGGGGACGCGCGGCCGCCGCCAUGCAGCCCGUGCUGGGGGUCCUGCUCGCCCUGGCCGCGGCUCUGGGCUCAGGCCACCGCUCACCCCUCAAUGACUUCCAGCGCCUGCGAGCCACCGAGCUGCUGGCAGCGCCUGUGGACUCACCGCCGCCGCUGCCGGAGCAGGGCACUGCGGAGCAGUGUGCCCAGCGCUGUGCCACCAGCCUUGCUUGCCGGGCUUUCCACCAUGACCAGCAGAGCAAGUUGUGCCAGCUGCUGCCCUGGACCCAGCACUCACCCCGCAUCCAGCUGCAGAAGAACAUCCGCUAUGACCUGUACCAGAAGAAAGACUACCUGCGGGACUGCAUCGUGGGCGAUGGCUCCAGCUACCGCGGCACGCGGGCCAUGACGGAGAAGGGGCUGCGCUGCCAGCAUUGGCAAGCCACAACACCACAUGAUCACAGGUUUCUGCCAUCCCCUCGCAAUGGGCUGGAGGAGAAUUACUGCCGAAACCCUGACCGGGACAAGCGGGGCCCGUGGUGUUACACUGUUGAUCCCAAUGUCCGGCACCAGAGCUGUGGCAUAAAGAAGUGUGAGGAUGCUGUCUGCAUGACCUGCAAUGGGGAGGAUUACCGUGGCACCGUGGACCACACUGAAUCAGGGAUGGAGUGCCAGCGCUGGGACCUGCAGCACCCACACAAACACCCCUACCACCCCAACAAGUACCCUGACAAGGGGCUAGAUGACAACUACUGCCGCAACCCUGACAGCUCCGAGCGGCCCUGGUGCUACACCACCGACCCUGAGCGGGAGCGCGAGUACUGCCGCAUCCGCGUCUGCAGUAAGUCCCCACCAGCAUCGUGCACUGCUGGGCCUGAGGGUCCUGGUGCCACUCCUGACCCUGCUACUGUGCCCCUCUCUCUGGCCACACAAGCAGAAAAACGCCCACGGCCUGUCAACGUCACCACUGGCUGCUUCAGGGGCAAGGGUGAAGGUUACCGUGGCAGAGUGAAUGUCACCGUGUCGGGGAUCCCCUGCCAGCGCUGGGACUCCCAGGUGCCCCAUAAGCACCACUUCGUGCCUGAGAAGUACCCGUGCAAGGACCUGCAGGAGAACUACUGCCGCAACCCCGAUGGAUCAGAGGCACCGUGGUGCUUCACCUCCCGCCCCACUGUCCGCAUCGCCUUCUGCUUCCACAUCCGCCGCUGCCCUGACGAGCAGGAUGCCCAAGAGUGCUACCACGGCCACGGCACGCACUACCACGGCCACGUCAGCAAGACCCGCAAGGGAAUCACCUGCCAGCCCUGGGCUGUCCAGACACCCCACGUGCCCCAGAUCUCACCUGCCACCCACCCUGAGGCACAUCUGGAGGAGAACUACUGCCGCAACCCUGAUGAUGACAGCCAUGGCCCCUGGUGCUACACCAUGGACCCCCGUACCCCCUUUGACUAUUGUGCCAUCAAGCCCUGUUCUGGCAGCACGGUGCCCUCCAUCAUGGAGAAUACAGACACAGUGACAUUUGAGCAGUGUGGCCAGCGGGAGGAGAGGCUGCAGCAGAAGGGGCGCAUCGUUGGUGGCCAGCCUGGCAACUCGCCCUGGACUGUCAGCAUCCGCAACCGGGAGGGUGUGCACUUCUGCGGGGGAUCCCUGGUGAAGGAGCAGUGGGUGAUCAGCACACGCCAGUGCUUCUUCUCCUGCGAUGCCGACCUGACGGGCUAUGAGGUGCAGCUGGGGACGCUCUUCAAGGACCCUGGCCCUGGGGAUCCUGACCAACAGACCAUCCCCAUCGUGCGGAUUGUCUGCGGCCCCUCUGAGUCCCAGCUGGUGAUGCUGAAGCUAGCGAGGCCAGCUGCUCUGACCAGGCGUGUGGCCCUGAUCUGCCUGCCCCCCGAGCGCUAUGUUGUGCCUGCGGGCACUCUCUGCGAGAUCGCCGGCUGGGGGGAAACCAGAGGCACGGGGGACAGCAGCGUGCUGAACGUGGCACGGCUGCCAGUGCUGGCCCACGGCGAGUGCGACAGGGCGCUGCGGGGGCGCCUCAAGGAGAGCGAGCUGUGCACUGCCCCCCUGCGUGCCGGCGUGGGCGCCUGCGAGGGCGAUUAUGGCGGACCACUGGCUUGCCUCACCGCUGACUGCUGGGUGCUGGAGGGGGUGAUCACCCCCUCCCGUGUGUGUGCCCGCACUGACCUGCCCGCCCUCUUCAUCCGUGUUUCCCUCUAUGUUGACUGGAUCUACAAGGUGAUGAAGAUGGGCUGAGGUGGCAUUCCCAGCAUGGCACAGCUGCCACUGCACAAUAAAGGCACGCCCUUGGCCACAGGGGUCGGCACUGCA
Messenger RNA from Melospiza melodia melodia, 2317 nucleotides. RefSeq names its product macrophage stimulating 1 (gene MST1). Gene Ontology annotation, biological process: proteolysis; regulation of receptor signaling pathway via JAK-STAT. The record is from RefSeq and is a predicted model, not a curated record. Gene Ontology annotation, molecular function: receptor tyrosine kinase binding; serine-type endopeptidase activity. The transcript has 17 exons. The coding region runs from base 32 to 2242 and encodes 736 amino acids. NCBI's taxonomy places the organism in Eukaryota, Metazoa, Chordata, Aves, Passeriformes, Passerellidae.